AUGCUCGAGCGGGCCUUUGUCUGUGCCCAAUGUACAACACAAUUGGGCCGUUCCUCGAUAUUGAGGUCUAAUCUAAAGCCGGUGGUGUCAUACUCGGUGCGCCGACUGAGCAGUCAUGCCGCUCAAGUUGAGCGACCAGCACGCAUCGCGAUUGUGGGCUCCGGUCCUGCAGGAUUCUAUGCAGCGUCGCGUCUACUGAGCAAACAUCAAGAUGCAGUUGUGGACAUGUAUGAGAAGCUACCAGUACCAUUUGGAUUGGCUCGAUAUGGUGUGGCCCCGGAUCAUCCCGAAGUAAAGAAUUGCGAAGAUAAAUUCACCGAGGUCGCAACCUCUCCCCGCUUCAACUUUGUAGGCAAUAUCGACCUCGGCAACGGCCUGCCACUCACCGCACUCAAGCCUCAUUACGAUGCCAUCCUAUUCGCAUAUGGAGCGUCCAAAGAUAAAGAACUAGGAAUACCCGGAGAAAAGGCUCUCCGUAGUGUAUACUCAGCUCGCGCCUUUGUUGGGUGGUACAAUGGUCUGCCCGAGCAUCGGGAUCUCCAACCCGACCUGACCGGUGGUGAAGAUGCGGUGAUCGUUGGCCAGGGUAACGUGGCACUCGAUGUCGCUAGGAUUCUACUUUCGGAUGUGGAUACCCUUCGGAGUACUGACAUUGCCGACUAUGCGGUGGAGGCGCUCUCUAAGAGCCGAAUUAAGCGUGUGCGAGUCGUUGGUCGCCGAGGACCGUUGCAGGCAUCUUUCACAAUUAAAGAAAUUCGAGAGCUUCUUCAGCUUCCGUCUGUGUCCUUCGACCCCAUCCCACAGGACGUGUUCCCUCCCGACGAAGUCAUCAACGGGCUACCCCGAGCACAGAAGCGACUGAUGCAGCUUCUUGCCAAGGGCUCUGCCAAUGAUCCCCAGACAUCGACCAAAUCAUGGUCCUUGGACUUCCUUCUCUCUCCCGACUCCCUGCACUGGUCACCCAUGCACCCAUACCGCCUCAUGCAUACCAAAUUCUCCCGCAAUGAACUCGACCCUGCGGAUCGUUACAGCCCCAGCUCGAAAGUGAAGCCAAAGCACCUAUCUAGUGGCAAGCGCGCUAUGGUCAACUUGCCUUCUAGCGUCUUCUUCCGUAGUGUCGGCUAUAAGUCGCUUCCUCUGCCUGGCAUGGAGGACCUGGGGAUUGAAUUCGAUUCUCAGCGUGGUAUCAUUCCCAAUGACGGAUUCGGUCGGGUCACGAGCCCGUCAGGUCUGGGUAAAUCCCAAGAGUUGCCUGACGGCUCAUUGAUCAGCUAUCUACCCGGUCUAUAUUGCGCUGGUUGGGUCAAGCGUGGCCCGACCGGUGUUAUUGCCUCUACCAUGGUCGACGCAUUCACCACUGCGGAUACCGUGCUGAAAGAUCUGUCUACCAAGGAAGACCCCCAAUCACUACUACAGACCUCCGAGCAGAGCAGUGGUCUUGGUUGGGAUGGAGUCAAGGCCGAGGCUGCCAGCCUUGGCCUACGCACAACUUCUUGGCAAGACUGGCAACGUAUUGAUGCAGCUGAACGUGAGCGCGGCCGACAAAAGGGAAAAAUCCGCGAUAAGCUUGGACGCGUUGAAGAGAUGCUCGAAGUAAUUGGAUAG
This is a messenger RNA of Penicillium subrubescens, 1605 nucleotides long. Its product is annotated as NADPH-adrenodoxin reductase. The coding region runs from base 1 to 1605 and encodes 534 amino acids. Gene Ontology annotation, cellular component: mitochondrion. The transcript has 3 exons. Lineage: Eukaryota; Fungi; Ascomycota; Eurotiomycetes; Eurotiales; Aspergillaceae. The record is from RefSeq and is a predicted model, not a curated record. Gene Ontology annotation, biological process: ubiquinone biosynthetic process.